Messenger RNA from Penicillium subrubescens, 825 nucleotides. RefSeq lists its product as uncharacterized. The record is from RefSeq and is a predicted model, not a curated record. Lineage: Eukaryota; Fungi; Ascomycota; Eurotiomycetes; Eurotiales; Aspergillaceae. The coding region runs from base 1 to 825 and encodes 274 amino acids. The transcript is spliced from 4 exons.
AUGCACACAACUGUCGCCUACCACAAUUCGCUUGAGACUUGUGAUCUGGCAACAAUGCAUAUCUCCUCUCUUCUCCCGCUCACCAUUCUACUCGGGUCCCUGUCCCCUGCUGGUGCAAUUCCAGUAGCAGAGCCCGCUGUUGAUGGCAUAUACGCUCGAAAUGAGGACAUUCACUACCGUGAUUCCUCUAUUGUAGCUCGGGAUGGACCCGGGUUCCGGAUGGAGUCCGUGAAGUACCAGGGCAUCUCGCCCUUGGGACCUUCUGGAUACGGUGAUAGUGUCACGGAUGACACUGAGGCGAUCAACAAUGCCAUCAGCAGUGGUACUCGCUGCGGAAAGGACUGCUUCUCGAGCACGGUCACGCCCGCAGUCGUGUACUUCCCCUCGGGCUCGUAUGUGAUUUCGGCGCCACUCUUGACUACUACAACACGACAUGAUUGGCAACCCAAACCCACUGCCAGUCCUGAAGGCGAUUACUAUCAUGCCAUCCACGACCCCGACUUUGCCUCCACCUGCAACGUCAGCUCAUGCAACUGCGCUCUUGGCUGGGGUCUCCGUGUGAUCGACUCCGAGGACCUCCACGUCUACGGUGCAGGCUUCUACUCAUUCUUCAACAACUAUGAUGCCACCUGCUCCGCCUACGGUGGUCCCCAGAACUGCCAAAACUCCAUUUUCAGCAUUGAGGGACAAUCGGCUAUUUCCGUUUAUAACCUCAAUGUCCUUGGCUCCAAGAGAUUGGUGGACCAGGAUAGAAAGAGCCUUGCGUCUUAUAGUGAUAACAUUGGUGUUUUCACCAAUAACAUCGCUUACUUCUCUACCCAGUGA